This is a messenger RNA of Cataglyphis hispanica, 4256 nucleotides long. Its product is annotated as cytochrome P450 307a1-like. The coding region runs from base 369 to 1886 and encodes 505 amino acids. Lineage: Eukaryota; Metazoa; Arthropoda; Insecta; Hymenoptera; Formicidae. The record is from RefSeq and is a predicted model, not a curated record. The transcript is spliced from 4 exons. Gene Ontology annotation, molecular function: monooxygenase activity; oxidoreductase activity, acting on paired donors, with incorporation or reduction of molecular oxygen; heme binding.
UCGGCGCACCGUUCACAGACGGGCCCACAAGGAGCUUGAGUCCUGAUCGGUCGACACGUACGACAGCGUUGAUAUCUCUCUGGGGAAGUAGGCGAUAGAUCGUCCAGAUCGUUAAACUCGAAAAAAUUGUCUUAUCGAGGAUAUUCAGGAGCAGUCGAACCAUCAAGAUCCACGUGUGUGUCACGAUACGAAAAAAAGAUUUUAUCUCCAAGGAGGUUUUAAAUCCCGAAGAUUAGAUAAAACUUGUCAUUAAGAAGCGCCACAAUACACUCUCUUCAGGCUCGUCAUAGGAAAGGAAAGAAAGUGACAAGGAAAAGGAAACGGAAGCGAGUACUUUUUAGUGAAGAAUCUUGUGAUUGUGUCGGAAAAUGAUUUCCAUCAGCGCCACGACAUACUUUUUGCUUGCCGUCACUCUUGUGGCUUUAAUCUUGAUCCUGGUGGAUCACAUCAGAUCGAGAAAGAUGCCGAAGAAGCUGUACGACGGCGAGGAAGCGUCCGCUCUGCUGGACCCACCGGGACCCAAGCCGUGGCCGAUCCUCGGCUCCCUUCAUAUCUUGGGACGCUACGAUGUGCCUUACAAGGCCUUCGCCGACCUCGUCAGGGUCUACGACAGCCAGGUGAUCAAGCUCAAGAUGGGCUCCGUACCCUGCGUCGUCGUCAACGGAUUGGAGAAUAUCAAGGAAAUCUUGAUCGCCAAGGGCCAUCACUUUGAUUCCCGGCCGAACUUUAUCAGAUAUCAUCUUCUCUUCGGCAACAAGGAGAAUUCCCUGGCCUUCUGCAACUGGUCGGACGUUCAGAAGACACGAAGAGAGAUGCUGCGAGCGCACACCUUCCCCCGUGCCUUCACCACACGAUACAACCAACUGAACGGUAUCAUCGGUGCCGAGGUAGAGCUGCUGGUCGAUCAUCUCAACGGCAUUGCCGGCGAGAGCCUGCACGCCAAGCCGCUGAUCAUGCAUACGUGCGCGAACGUCUUCCUCAACUACUUCUGUUCGCGCAGCUUCCCCCUCGGCGACGUAGCCUUCCGCGAGAUGGUCGAGAAUUUCGACAAGGUGUUUUACGAGGUGAACCAGGGCUACGCCGCGGACUUUAUGCCGUUCCUCAUGCCGCUUCACCAGAGGAACAUGACGAGGAUGAUUAAUUGGACCCACGAAGUCAAGCAAUUCAUGGAGAAGUACGUCAUCGGUGAUCGCCUGGCUAACUGGAAAUCGAUCAUACCCGAGGAGGAUUACGUGGACUGUCUGAUCAAUCACAUCAAGACCGACGCCGAGCCUAAGAUGACCUGGGACAUAGCAAUGUUCGCGCUAGAGGACAUCGUAGGAGGUCACUCGGCUGUCGGCAAUCUCCUCGUCAAGAUACUCGGAUACCUGGUCACCCGACCGCACGUGCAGAGAAUGGCGCAAAUGGAAAUCGACGGAGUCGAGAUUCCGGGCAGAUUCGUCGGCCUCGAGAACAGGGGAAAAAUGCCAUACACGGAGGCUAUCGUUCUCGAGGCAAUCAGAGUGAUCGCCAGUCCGAUCGUUCCCCACGUGGCCAACCAGGAUAGUUCCGUGGCCGGCUACAAGAUCGAGAAGGACACGUUUAUCUUCCUGAACAAUUACGACCUGAAUAUGUCGAAGGAGCUGUGGACAUCCCCUGAAGAGUUUAUGCCAGAGAGAUUCGUACAGAACGGCAAACUUUUGAAACCGGAGCACUUCCUACCGUUCGGUGGCGGCCGGAGAUCCUGCAUGGGCUACAAGAUGGUCCAGUACAUCAGCUUCUCAACGAUAGCCACUCUGCUGAAGAAUUUCAACAUACUUCCGGUGGAGAAGGAAAGCUACAAGGUCCCCAUCGGCAAUCUGGCGCUUCCGGAGAAGAGUUUCAACUUUCAUUUCGAGAGACGGUAGGAUAGGAAGACGACGAUAAAAAGCGAAUCCGGUCGGGUCGACAAAGUCGAAAUACUUCGACUUCUCGUCGAAUGAUCGAUAAUCACAUUCGACAUCUGUGUCGAUUCGAUCACGAGCUGGGCUCCCGAAAAUUUCGCCGCCGAUCGCGGAAUGCGAGGUUGAAAAAACGAUAUUUGAUAUCGUCAAACGCUCGAUAAGCGUUUCAUGCGUCGGCGGAGCUUUUAUUAAAUAUUACGGAGAACCAGUAGCUAAAAAGAGGCUUUUGACUUGAAUGAAGCUUUACUGAUGUUAGGGAGAGUUAGAUACGGGAACGAGUGUGGAAGAUAUUCGAUUUCCGCCAACAGAGCUUUACUGACAUUAUUAGAACGUUAAGAUAAUAGCUAAUUGGAUCGCUCCUCGACUCAUGCCCUAAGCGCAAGAAAGCGCGGAGCCCAGUUUCGAUCUUCUUUAAUUAUCUUCCGUAUUUUAUUAAUUAUCUUAUAUUUGGUGAGAUCUGGAUUUAAUUGAGAGUCACACGAUUUGAUUCAAUUUGAAAAGUAUUAUAGAUGGUAGACGAUUAAUUUGAGCGAAUCCAUUUAAUGUCAAUUCUGAAAUUUUAAUCUUGUGUGUUAAUUUAUAUUAAAAAAUCUUUAAUUUCUUAUUCUAAGUCGAUUGAUUAAAAAUUGCAGUGAUGAAUUAUCGCAUAUAAAGCUACGAGAUCAUUCACGAUAUUCUCGCUGAAUCAAGUGAUAGAUGGCCAAUAAGUCUCGAUCAUAAACGAAAAUUGUUUCGUCAGAAAUCAUCACGCCUUGCUUAUCAUUUGGUGAAUGCUCAUUCGUAAGGUGAGAUCUCUCCCGUUGACAUGUUAAUAAAGUGGAUAUCACAACAAGAGAAAGAGAGAGUGCUAGGGCUAAAGUCCGGACGAUUCACGUAUAUAUAACUUCGAUUUAACACUUAAAGAUAAUCGAAGAAGAAGAAGACUGAACAAUAGCAUCUUCGAGUUAAAACGUGUAUUAACACAUAACUGACAUUUAUCCUUGUUGAAUACAAGGGUGUCGUGUUACAUGCUUCGAAAUCUAUAUUCGCAACAUUGAAUUUUGCGGAAGAUUUUAUUUUAAUUUUCACGGUAAAAAAGCGCGAAUUUUAUAUUUUUCACGUGCGUAAAUUCUGUGUCGUACAUCGCACUUUCGUUUCUUCUUCUUCUUGCCUCACAUACUGAACGACUUGUAGCGUCAUUAAAUUAUAAUACGCGCACGUAUUUCUUUAUCCUCCUUAUAUUGUAUAUUGCCGCUUAAAAAAUUUUAUGACGUAAGAUGGUGCGAAGUAAUUUCUUUUUAGGAAUACGUAAGCAGACAGGGGAGAAAAGAAAUGUAAAGGGUCGCGUUAAAGAACAAAAAUGCGAAGACACGACGUCGUUUUCUCGAAAUGUUCGAAUUCUCGAUUUUUGACAGAUUAUAUUUCUCUUCCUGUACUACCUCGCAGGUAAUAAUUUAUUUUGAUUAUUGAGCAUCUAUUAGAGUAUUACGUUAAUUAUUAUUACAUAUUACAAUUUAUUUUAUCUUAUUAUUAUAUAUUAUAUAUAUUAUAGCACUUACUAUUAUUAUCAUCUAUUAUUAGUGUCAGUAAUCAUGAUAAUCGUCGUCCCAUCUCGUCUUGUUUCUCCACCGAACCCCAUCUACGCUCCACGCUUCGUAAAUUGUACAUUAUUUUGUGUUUGUUAUUUAAUUAUCGUGAUUGUUACGCAAUUUGUUAAUUUAUUAUUUAAGAUUUUAAUAAUAAAAUACGAGAGACAUUUAUAUAUGUAUAUAUAAUACGUAUAUAUAUGUAUUUACAUCGUCAAGUCGUCAUAUGUACAAUACAUUUUUAAUAUAGCUUAACAUGAAUUUAUAAAUUUUGUUAUAAAUUUAUUCACAUUUGAACUGCGGGAGAACAUUAGAAUUGAUAAUGUUUAAAGUUCUACGAAGUAGAAACUCGACUUUUCCGCGAAAAGUAAUUUGUACGAAAAAAAAUAGGUAUAUAAUUCAUUCUAAAAGACAAUCGUUUACAAAAUGACAUUCUAGUCGCGGAGUAAACUCCGAUCGCAGCAUUAGAAAAGUCUCUUCAAUCUUGAGUAAAUAAUGUUGCGUUUCUAAUGUGACACGCGAAUAUAUUUUUAUGCCCGUUAUCGACCAACAUUCGAUUCUGAUCACCGUGCAAACCGGGCCCGUUUGGCUUUAUUGCGGUGAAAAUAAAUCAAAAGAUUUAACCUACGUCUAUUGAUAUAAGGAAGAUUCACAGAAACAAACAAAUGAUGCGUUAUUUGCGUGACUUGUUUGUGAUUAGCACUUAGAUAAGGACCUAUACUUGUCUCAGCGCUUUAAUACUAUUACGUCACAAUUUUUAAUUGUCAAU